AUGCCUGUGAAGUGUAAUGUCCGAAGUCGUUCAAGAAAUGGCGCUUAUUGUCACAAUGCACCUCUGCCAAGAAACACGAUGGCCACUGCAGAGUUGAGUAACGAUCCAGAGGCUGCCAAUUUUACUGGAUUUAAUCAACGUGGAAGUCUACCAGCGUGCUGCUGCUGCCUUGAUUUUCACUACUUACUCAUCCUCUUUGGCAUUUGCCUCAUGAUUGUCGGUCUCGUUGUUAGUACUGGCGCCGGUAAAGGCAUAGGCAACACCUGGCUUCUGCAAAAGAGUGCGCUUCUGUCUCGUGUAGAAGCAAUGGACGAUUACCGGUAUCAUAUGAGAGCGAUGGUUCAUUAUGUUCAAUUGAAUUAUCUCAACUCACAAAGACUUUCCUUGGAACGGAAUAAAGCCUCAAGGCAGCUGAGAAGAUUGAUGAGGAUUCAGCAUUGGCUGCAAUACGAAAAGGAGCAUAUUUUGCGGCAGAACUUGUAUGAAGUCUGCGCAUUGUCAGAAGCAACUGGACGGAAUCAUCAAAAUUUCUACGCACUCGAUAGCUCCAUUUGCCAUCGGAUAAGGCAAGAACAGCAGAGAAGGCAACAGUCUCCCUUCUCAAAUAUAGGCUCACGAAAACCACAAAAGAGCACUAGUUCGUUUAUGUCUUCCCAGGACCAGCUCAAACUGCCUCUUUGUGCGUUCCUUCCCGUCCAGUCGACAGGUCGUGUUUCCGACGUUAAAACAUUAAUUAAUUUUUCACGCAUUGAUUUCCAUCAUCGCAUUGCACCUCAAUACAUUAUGCAAGAAAUCGGACGACUGCGCAACUUUCGUUCCUUUUUUUUUUUAGAUGCUCUUAAUUCUACUCUCAGUCUUCGGGAAAGGCAUACGGUUUUGGGAGCGGAAAAAUCCACUAGCAUUUUAUCCGAACAAGAAUUGCGCCAACUGCAUCAAAUGUUCUUCAAAAACUCCACUUUUGCCGCUUUCCUCACCAGUCUUUAUCGACUCCUCUUCACCACCCUCCUGCUCUCUAUGUGCAUCUGUUGGCUGUUGGCUUGCAAACAUUUGAUUAUGCAAAUGGCUUCACGCACCGUAACCGUCGUCACUAGCAGAGUAACAGUCAUAUCACCCUGUCCACCGGCCAGUCGAAGAAUCGAGACCUUUAUUCACUCUUCAGAUAGUUCCCUCUCCUUCAAUCGUCCUUCGAUUGGUGGUGGUGGUGGAGGAGGAGGAGGAGGGGGUGGAGUUACCUCAGCACGUCUCAAUAUCUGGCACUCCAACGAUGACCCUUGUGAAGAUCUCCAGAAUCCCCUCUAUCCCUUACCUCCAGUUCCUCCUCCUCAUGCUGCCACUCCUCAAACUAUGCCCGGGAGAAAGAAAUCUAAAAAACAAAUGUCCACCUUCAUGGGAAAAUCCCCGGCCCAAGACAAAUCUGCCACCCAAUGGGAUUCGAAUGAAUCUCAUGUUUAA
Rodentolepis nana is the source of this 1452-nucleotide messenger RNA. NCBI's taxonomy places the organism in Eukaryota, Metazoa, Platyhelminthes, Cestoda, Cyclophyllidea, Hymenolepididae. The record is from the annotation of a GenBank genome assembly.